This is a messenger RNA of Petromyzon marinus (sea lamprey), 2407 nucleotides long. The record is from RefSeq and is a predicted model, not a curated record. NCBI's taxonomy places the organism in Eukaryota, Metazoa, Chordata, Hyperoartia, Petromyzontiformes, Petromyzontidae.
CUGCUGCUGCCUCGUGACGUCACGAGAUACCAGGAAGCUGCCGAUCCUCGCGCGCGCUCACUGAGAUCCGAGGUGGACCAAGAUACAUGCAUGAGAAGACUCAGGAUGCCAUGAAGCACUUCAGAAUUGGUCUGAUGGAGCAAAGGCACUCAGCGCAGCUCGGUACAGAAAGGAAACAAUUCGACCAGUAUGCAAACAGCACGGAUUGUACUGGAAAUUUGACAAAGCACCAGAGAACUCACACAGGGGAGAUUCCCUUCAAGUGCAGUGUGUGCGAUAAAGCGUUUCCAAAGUCCUCACAACUUAAAAGACAUCAGAGAACACACACAGAAGAGAAACCUUUCAAGUGCACUGUGUGUGAGAAGGCAUUUGUACAGUCAUCAGGUCUUCAGACCCACCAGAGAACACACACGGGAGAGAAACCCUUCAAGUGCAGUGUAUGUGGGAACGCAUUUUCAGAUUCAUCACAUCUUAAAUUACACCAGAGAACACACACGGGAGAAAAACCCUUCAAGUGCAGUGUGUGUGGGAAUGCAUUUUCAGAUUCAUCACAUCUUAAAAGACACCAGAGAACACACACAGGAGAGAAACCCUUCAGGUGCACUCUGUGCGGGAAGCCGUUUACAGUGUCAUCAUCUCUUAAAGAACACCAGAGAACACACACAGGAGAGAAACCUUUCAAGUGCACUGUGUGCGAUAAAGUGUUUACAAAGUCCUCACAUCUUAAAAGACACCAGAGAACACAUACAGGAGAGAAACCAUUUAAAUGCACUGUGUGUGAGAAGGCAUUUGCACAGUCAUCAAGUCUUCAGACCCACCAGAGAACACACACGGGAGAGAAACCUUUCAAGUGCAGUGUUUGUGGGAAGUCAUUUUCAAAGGCAUUUACUCUUAAAAUACACCAGAGAACACACACAGGAGAGAAACCCUUCAAGUGCACUCUGUGUGAGAAGGCGUUUGUACAGUCAUCAGUUCUUCAGAGCCACCAGAGAACACACACAGGAGAGAGACCCUUCAAGUGCAGUGUGUGUGGGAAUGCAUUUUCAGAUUCAUCAAAUCUUCAAAGACACCAGAGAACACACAGUCAUCAGAAGAUCCCCAAGGAGCGGAGUCUGAAAUCGGCUUGUGAAAGUCAAAGUGCUGCAAUGUGCCCAUCCUUAAUGAUAAAAGAACCACGAGAAAAUCCCAGCUUGGACACUUUAAAAGGCAUCAAGGUGAAAUAUGAAGAGGUGAAGGUGAAAUUUGAAGAAGUGAUAGUGGAGAGUGAAGAAGUGAAGGUAAAAUGUGAAGAUGAAAUUUCAACUCCAAAAUCAGACCUUCACAUCGAUGGAUGCAACGUGAAGCAGGAGGAGAUUUCUGACUGUGAGGCAGAGCGAGGCAACUCCCAGCAGUUCGUGGAAGUGGAGGUGUGGGUGGACUUUUUAGACAAUACAAAGUCAAAUAGAGACCUGGUAGAUGUGUAAGCUUGAGACAAUUAAGCUCCAAUAGAUUCACCUUUGUCACAUUCCUUUAAUGAAAUAAUGUAAAGUUGAACACUCAAUUCCUAGGUUCAACCUGCAGAGUAAGAGCGGCCAGUAUUUGUGGACCUGUGGGUUGGGUAGAUGUCUAACCAGGAGUGAGAGCCAAUAAGCUCCCAAGCAUUCACUAUGUUACGAUAAUAAUGUUUGCAUUCAUAUUUUGCUUAAUUGCCCAUAAUAGAGGUUUUUUUUUGGGUUCGAUCGCUCUAAAUAUAAAUGUUUAGUGAAAUCCGCCACUGCGCGAUUUGUUCUCCAACACAUGGGUGUGCUGUACUCGUGUAGUGUAAUAAUGCGACUGUUGUCCAGCAAUGGCAACUGCGGUGGACAAAUAGGACACACGCCAGUGAGCAUAUACACGGGUGUGUCGGCAGGGCUUAGGAACUGGGGCAAGGUUGACUGAAGACCCCAUUUGGAAGCUCCUGGAACCUGCUAGUGGGUUCAACAAGGGAGGUGCGGCCAGGGCGGAGCCAGGCCGUGCUGGAUUGCAUCAAAGUAGCAGAGUGGGAGCUCAGGGCUGCCGGUUCUGGGAGUGGGCUCGUCUCGUCAUCGCUGUCAUCUUCGCCGCCUUCGUCGCUGCAGUCUUCGCUGGAUAUUGCGCGCCCGGAUAGUUGUUGGCUGUCUCGGUCAGCGUCAUCGGUGUUACAUGGUCAGGGUUGUGUAUAAGCUAGGCUAGACGACUUGGGAGAGUGCAAUGGCGAACCUGUGAACCUGUGAAGGUGUUAAGAAAGAAGGUGCCCCCCUUAGAAACCUUGUCUCCCGCUACGCCAGGGGUGUCGAACUCAAUUUAAACUUGGGCCGCAUCAUGAUUAUGGGUGCCCUCAAAGGGCUGGUUGUAUCUGUAAGACUAUAUAAAUGUGUCUACUCUUUAUCAUAUUAAAUAAUUGCCUCUG